Messenger RNA from Leishmania braziliensis MHOM/BR/75/M2904, 579 nucleotides. RefSeq lists its product as hypothetical. The transcript has a single exon. The record is from RefSeq and is a predicted model, not a curated record. NCBI's taxonomy places the organism in Eukaryota, Euglenozoa, Kinetoplastea, Trypanosomatida, Trypanosomatidae. The coding region runs from base 1 to 579 and encodes 192 amino acids.
AUGCAGUGCACCUCCCGCCUCCUAGGCGGCUAUAUGAUGUACCAUCGCAAGUCGAUGAGUACGAUGCGCUACAGCAAGUGGAAGGGUGCACGCGGUGGGCUUAGCCACUUCUACAAUCGCACGGCCAUGAUAGAGGAGGUGCCGGCGAAUGUGCCGGUUUCUAUUGUGGACCGGGGCAUGAUGGCCUACGUACAUCGCUCUCGCCUGCGUCACUUUCAGCUUUUCCGGUCGUACCAGCAGAAGUCAAACACGACGGAGUGCAAGUUGCGCGAAGGUGAAUUCCUCCGUCGCCGCUGGCAUCGGCAGCUGCAGAAGUCCUUCAUUGCCUUUAUGCAGUUCAAGACAAUGAAGGUGCUGGAGGAACAAGCGAAGCUGGUCUCGCAGUAUGGGCAGGCGUCCGUGAACGCUGCCCUUGGCGACCCGCAGGCCGCAGCAGGCAAUGCGACGCAGGAAUACAAGUACAAACUACUUCAUCGCCAAGUGCAGUCGCUGCCCAGGAUUCAGCUCGUGCCGAAGCACGUGGCCACAAUGAAGCAAAUUCACAACGACCGCUUCAACUACCGCUGGCGCGUCAACUAG